CCUCGCGCACCGGAAGAGGCGGGGCCUCGAGUGAAGCUUCAGGUAAUGCCAGAAGAGCGGCUUCCGUUUUCGUUCUCGUUCUUGACCACGCCCGCCAGGGCCCCGGGGGUUGCUGCUCUCGGUGGCUAGUUAUGCUGCCAGAUGCUGCGGCGGACUCCGUCCUGAGGCCUCCGGGAAGCGGGGAAUGGAUGCGGAUUUGUCGGCCAUUACGGUUUAUUUCACCCACGCCAGGAGCUGCCGUCGCCGUCCCGCGUCUCGCCAUGAACAAAGAGCCCUCGAGAGGAGAAGACGCCUUGGGAGCGGCGACCGCCGUGGCGCGACUCCGGGAGCCGGCGGGACAAAUACAAAUGAAUUGUGAUGGAAACUUUGAAAAUGUAGAGCUAGGUGUCAUAGGGAAAAAAAAGAAAAUUCCAAAACGGAUCAUUCACUUUGUCAGUGGUGAAACCAUGGAAGAAUAUAGCACUGAUGAAGAUGAAAAUGAUGGUAAAGAGCAAAGAGAUCUUUUAUCUACUAUUGAUCCGACAAAACUCCCCUGGGGUCCCUACUUAUGGUUUUACAUGCUUCGUGCUGCCACAUCGACCCUUUCAGUGUGUGACUUUCUUGGAGAGAAGAUUGCAUCACUUCUGGGUAUCAGCACCCCAAAGUAUCAAUAUGCGAUUGAUGAAUAUUAUCGGAUGAAGAAAGAGGAGGAGGAGGAAGAAGAAGAAAAUCGAAUGUCUGAAGAGGCAGAAAGACAGUAUCAGGAUCAGCAGAAGAAGCUCCAGGCUGACUCUAUUGUUCAAAUGAACCAGCCAGACACUGUGGCAUCAAGUUCUUUUGUUAAUCUUAAUUUUAAAAUGGAUGGAGACUGUGAAGUAACUAUGGAAAAUAAACAAAAUCUAACUCCUAUUGGCCACAACUUAGAAUAAAACAACUUAGCAAAUUUCAAACUCCAGGGCAUUUUUUUUUUUUUUUUUAAAUUUAAGGAAACUUAUGGUGAAGUUUAUAACUAAAAUUUUGUUAAAAGGGAUAAUUCUACAUGAAACCCAAGGUCACACAACUAUUAAGUGUCUGAGGCUAGAUUUUAAUUCAGGAUAAUUUAGGAUGUCUCUUAAAGAAUCCAAAGUCUGUCUAGUAAACAGCAGUUUUCUUUCAAACAUAUGAUUGAUUAUAGACAUAAGCAUAGGCUAAAGCUAAUUAUCUAACAUAUAUAUAUAUAUAUAUAUAUAUAUAUAUAUAUAUAAACAUAAAACUUUUUUGUCUAAAUGUCUUAUGACAAUAGGAAAACAUGCCAUUUUUUGUUUAUAACAUGGCAAGGAAGAUGGUGAACUGAACUUGUAUUCCUAAAUUUUCUAAAUAAAAUUGGAUUUUUUAAGAUAAUAUUUUAAAAUUUGUAUCCAUAUUUAUGUUGAUUCUAGUUAAUAUACUAUUAGAGUUACUUUCUUCAGUGCCUAAAAUUUUGUCUUAGAACAAGAUGGAAACCAUUUUUUUCUUGUUAGUUUAGAAAAAUUCAUAUUCCAUGGAAAGUAAUAUUUAGUUAGAAUGGAACUGUUCAUUUCUAUUCUUCCCAAUUUAGGUUUUAAGAUUAAUUUUGGCUUGUUUAAACCUCCUUAAUCUUGAUUUUUUCCUCAUAGUAGAAUUAGGGACCAAAUCAAAUUUUGUCUCAUUUCAAAUUGAAAAAUAUUAAAAAAUACUUUUUAUACAAGCUGUAAAGAUCCAUUAGCAACUGAAUAAAUUACAAUGAGCAUAUAAAAGCAUAUUCAGAUUUCUCAGAUUCUAGAUUUUGGCAAUGAAGUUUUUGCCUUUACUUCACUUUUUUGUUUUCCAGUGGCUAGAAGUGAUUGAUAUUUUAAAUUAGCAUAAUCAGUCCAUAACCCACCAUGUUAUUUGCAAAUUUUAUAUAGGUGUAAGAAGUUACUUUUGGAUAUGUGCUCAAAUACAUAAUCAGUACGCAUGUGAGAUUUGUUUGUGAUGGUCAUUUAUAACUUUAAGAAAUGCAGGGACAGGAAAGAAUGAGUGAUGUGUUUUAUUAAAUGCUGCUUUUAAAAUCCAGUGUUUCUAAAACACAACAAAAAACUGAAUAAGCUUU
This is a messenger RNA of Sarcophilus harrisii (Tasmanian devil), 2068 nucleotides long. RefSeq names its product family with sequence similarity 177 member A1 (gene FAM177A1). The record is from RefSeq and is a predicted model, not a curated record. Lineage: Eukaryota; Metazoa; Chordata; Mammalia; Dasyuromorphia; Dasyuridae.